Molecule: messenger RNA, 1603 nt
Organism: Punica granatum (pomegranate)
Lineage: Eukaryota; Viridiplantae; Streptophyta; Magnoliopsida; Myrtales; Lythraceae
Source: RefSeq, a predicted model, not a curated record
AUUCAACAAUCAUCCAUAUUUUCAUACAGCUUCUACCGAAGCUCUCUCUAUCUUUUCCUCUCUCUCUCUCUCGCAAUAAUCUAAACUGGGUCGUAAACCGGUUGAAGUAUCGGUAAAACUCAAUAUUUGAGUAUGAAUACCAAGAAGCUCGCUGAAAUGUUAACGAGGGUGAAGCCAUUCUUGGGGGUGAUAUUCAUGCAGUUCGGGUACGCCGGGAUGUCCAUCAUUGCAAAGUUUGCACUAGAUAAGGGAAUGAACCAACAUGUGUUUGUGGUCUAUCGUCAUAUCGUUGCCACUCUCGUUAUUGCCCCCUUUGCUCUUGCAUUUGAAAGGAAAAAGAGGCCUAAGAUGACUCUCUCCAUCUUCAUUAAGAUCAUGAUUCUUGGAUUACUAGAGCCGGUGAUCGAUCAAAACCUGUUCUACACGGGGUUGAAGUACACCACCGCGACUUUCACGUCCGCUAUGUGCAAUGUCCUCCCGGCCUUUGCCUUUAUCAUGGCUUGGAUUUGCCGGCUGGAGAAAGUGAGGUUGAAGAGGGUCCACAGCCAGGCGAAGAUUCUGGGGACGAUCGUGACCGUCGGUGGGGCGAUGUUGAUGACGCUGGUGAAAGGGAAGGUGAUUGAUCUGCCUUGGGCCCAUCACAGUGACACCUCAGCGUUAGCCUCUUCUUCUACGACCGGUCCUAAGCAGGACCCCAUCAAGGGUGCCUUAAUGAUCAUGUCAGGCUGUUUCUGCUGGGCUGCUUUUGUCAUCCUCCAAGCGAUAACUUUGAAAUCGUACCCGGUAGAGCUCACUCUCACAGCCCUGAUAUGCCUCAUGGGCUCACUGGAAGGCUCGAUUUUCGCGAUAGCCCUCGAAGGAGGAAUCUACAGGGCUUCUUGGGCCAUUCACUUCGACGCCAUCCUCUUAGCUUCCCUCUACAGUGGGGUGAUAUGCUCAGGGGCUGGAUAUUACAUCCAAGGAGUGGUCAUGAGGAGCAAAGGACCCGUAUUCGUGACGGCCUUCAACCCUUUGAGCAUGAUCAUCACUGCCAUUUUGGGUUCGCUGCUCUUGCACGAGACCAUGUAUUUGGGAAGGAUCAUGGGUGCGAUGGUGAUCGUGGUGGGGCUGUACCUGGUCCUCUGGGGCAAGAGAAAGGACCAGCCUACGACAGACAGCGGCAAAGCGGUUUCCUCUACUGAAUUAGAUGAUCAUAGAGGACCGAUUCCCGUGGCCAACCCCGGAAACAUAGAGAUUCCACAGUACGUGACCGUUGAUCUCACCAAGGUGAGGCCGACCAAUGAGGCUGUUUGAAAAAUUACGCGCUCAAAAUAAUGAGUCACCUUGACACGAUAUCGAUAUCCCUCCAGUUUUGUGUUCCAUGUCACUGAAUUUGGUUUAGCGCGCAGCAAAGGCCAUCAAAUUUGCUAUCGAACGAGAUGCUCAAUGUAUUGUUAUCAUGGCUUUUCCAUUGUAGUAUAAUGUAAUGUAUUUUAUUUCCUUUAGAUAUAGUGAUAAUGAAGAUCCCAUCCUUACGAUGAAACUUCGCAUUGUAGUUUUUGGAUUUCCAAUCUUAACAAUAACCUUAACCCGUUUGUCAACUUUUCGGGUUAAGAUUAUACAA